AUGUUCAUCGUCAUAAACAGCUGGCUCAAUAAACUUCAUCGCUUACAGGUUAUUGUCUGGAGCCCACGUCACAGAUUUAUAUUUCCUUCGAAGCUUGAUCAACCCAGAGUUUCCGGCAAUGUUCGGUGUUACCGUUACAGUGGGGGUGUAGUCGAUGAUCCUGGAGGUGGAGUAGUAGACGAAGGUGCGCUAAUGAUAGGGGACCUUUUGCACCCUUUGGACAUUGACUCAACCUUCUGGAAGGGGUCAAUCGACGAUGGUUGCGCUACGUUGUUAUUGGCCCUGUUCUAUGUUGUUUGUGGGUUACCGCGCGGGGGCAGUUCUGCGUUGAAAGUCGUCAGCUUCGAUAUCGCUUUAGGAGCAGAGAAGAACGACGAAUCGGAUUCGGCAUCUGUUGUAGGCGGUGUUUUGAUUAAUAGUGAGGAGGUAUCUUUCUUACCUGGUAUGGGCUUGGUGGUCGUCGCAGGGUCCACAGCGGGUGUCUUGGGUAGUAGUGGAGCUUUGGUCGGGGUCUUUGGUUUUUGUUUUGUUGGUUUGGUGUCUGGGGUAAUAUUUCUAACAUCUCACACAUCAUGUUAUCCCGCAGAUACCACUGGCAAAAUAGUAGAAGAGAAUACAUUUGGUAUUCGUUACUCUAUAAUUUUUUGGGACAUUUGUAUUGAAUUGAGAAAUAAGCCUUCUGUCGCGAUCAUGAACUCUGCGGUGGACGACGAUAACAAGAUGAACCACAACAGUAUCGUGGUGUAUCCAAGUAAUAACGGCCUCGGAGAAGCUCGUCCAUCGACAAUUAGCGCUACGACUACUAAAGGCACGGAGUGGAUGACAGACGAUGUGAAAAGAACAUUCAUUGUUCAGUUCAGAAAAUAUGGGACAGUAAAACAAAGACGAUUUCUCAAUCGGAAGUAUAAAGACGUUACUUGUGAACGAUGCGAGGGUGCUGGCAUUAAAUGCGACAUGAAUAUUACUGCUGCUCAAUACCAGGACUUGUUUUCUUGGUACAUUCAGGUCAAGAAUCAGGUCGACUACGGGCUGCCAAAGAAUAUCCGGUUUUGCUCAAUGUACACGGACUCCGAGACAUUCAAAGACACUAUAGCUAAAAAGAGGAUUUCGAAUGAAGAGGCGUUGAUUAUGGAUCAAGGCAUUGAUGGUAUCGAAUAUACCAGUAUUGGAUCUAGAUCAGGACAACGCAUUCCGGACGAGGAUUUUCACCCAGAGACACAUAUGUUGCAUAAUUCCGAGAUUUGGUUCAAUAUCGAUAUCCGUCUUCAGUGGUCACAGUAG
Molecule: messenger RNA, 1281 nt
Organism: Lentinula edodes (shiitake mushroom)
Lineage: Eukaryota; Fungi; Basidiomycota; Agaricomycetes; Agaricales; Omphalotaceae
Exons: 11
Coding region: 1-1281 (426 amino acids)
Source: RefSeq, a predicted model, not a curated record